UCUCGCAUGUCCAGCGAAUCAAGUUCGAAUGUAACAAACUGGCGAUUCAACAGUUUUCUCCGUCGAGCGCAUCCAUUGACAUAAUCGGUUCACUAGAAAAUGACACCGUUCUCGCGGAGAUAUGUUUUCUUUUAUUUAAUCGUCAAUUCUCAACCUCGAUGUAAAUGACGUAAACCUCGUGAGCGAAUUUAUCGUACGGGUUGCACGAUCGCACGAUUGUAGACGGCAUCGCGAGUUGCAUCGAUGUUUUAUACGGAUAUAUAUAUGUGGUACUUAUUAAAUAGCUGUGAUAUCUUACUCGUAAUACGCGUCAUCUGCUACGUUCUCGAUUAUCCGACGAUCUCUCUCGAAAGUUGUCGAAAGUGAAGUUAUGGCCGUGUUGCAAGAAAACUCGUGUUAAUUCGCAUCAACAAUGGUAGCUGCUGGAGCCACGAUUUUGAUGGCAGCAAGUGAGGAGAACUCGUCGAAUGAAGCGGGAAGUGGUACUACAACGAGCUCGGUAAACCAAAGCACUUAUCCACGAUCUCGCGAGAUCCAGCACUGUGGUCAGAGGAACAAUGAAUCAUCCCCUAAAGGAGAUGUAGCAACCUGUUCCUCGAAUAUCGUAGAAAAAAAGCAGCGUAGUCUUACAGCAGAGAAGAAUGAUACAGUGAUAUCCAAGAUAGAGUCGAAGGAAAGCUCCAAGAAUUCAGCAGCUUACAAAACUACUCCGAUUCGUGAAACCAGAACUUCUAGAUUACGAGCUGCUUCUAUAGUAUUACCCAAUGAUGUAACAUUAUCAUCCAAAAAGUUGCUUGGAUCGGAAGCUCUUGGCUCUCAGAGGCAUAGCUCAUCAGUUAAGGAGAAAAGCAGCCCACCUUUGAACAGCAGUGUCGUUAUGAAUUCUGUCAAAGAGAGAGAUAAAAGCUACAAGCGCAAAUCUUACUUAAACAGAUCGCGUCAUGCCGAAGCAGCAACUGUUGAUCAUUUAAAUGAAACCGAAUCCAACGAGAGACGCUCCAGAAGGCAAUUUUACAAACGAGGUCAGAUGUCCGAGAUAGUAUCGAGUCCUGUCGACGCUUGUGGUAAUCGUCAAGCACUCAGUCUACGUAGGAGAUGUACCGACUCGAAAGUGAUUGGGACUCAAGCUGGCAUCACGAAGAGUCCCUCUAAAACUAUCCCAUCUUCCAUUGUGUCUGUCAGGAGUACAAAGCGGUCAAAUUUACAACAACCUAGCGGUAGUAUAGGAGAUUCAGAGGUAUCACGCAGAGUGGACGUGUUAACGGCGCUAACGCAAGCGACUAUGGAACGUGUGGAGAGGCUCGCAUCCGCAACGACGAAUCACUCGAAUGACAACGUGCAAUUCGUCGCCGAAAAAGUGUCAAUGUCGCCAAAAAAGUGCGUCGGCUCGAGGCACGCACCAGUUUCGAUCCUCAAGCACAAAGCGCUCGACGGCGAGGGAAACGAUCGACAAGCGUCGUCCGGCGGUUCUUCUCACGUACCGUCACCCGUCACAUUUUCACCAUCCGUUACGGAACCUGUUUCCCAUAAGAGGCACGGUAUCCUGAAGAAACGAAGCAGUCUAGACGAAAGCGAGAUACUACGUCGUCGUAGUUGUUCUCCCGACGUCUCGUUCGCCGAUUGUAAUAUCUAUUCGGAAUUCCGGCCGAUCUUGAAGAAUCAAAGACGAUCAUCGCUGGACGAGAUCGUCAAGAGGGAUCAGAGUCCUGAUCAACCCGCCUCGAUACUGAAACGCAAAUCGUCCAGGGAGGACGACCGGGAGGUACACCGGUCGUCACUGGAAUCGCCGGAGCCACAGGGUAUCUUGAAACGCAAACUCGCGAGCAACGUGCGCGUCAACAGCAUCAGUCAUCACGUGACGAUCGCAUCUGACGUGACGAGCGCAACUGCGGCCGGGAGUGCAAUCGUGGGCACAAGUGCAAAUCUCUCCGAGAGCCUCGAGGGAUCCGAGGUGAAACCGAUAUUGAAGAAAAAGUACGGCAAGGAGGAGCUCGCUGGGAGCGACGUUUUGUCCCUCGAGCCUCGGCCGAUAUUGAAGAAGAAAUCGAGCACGGAAUCGGAAGAGCACGAGCACGACAGGCCCAAAAAGACGAUCUUGAAGUCGUCGCGGAAGAAUUCAUACGAAGACGGUGGUUACGAGACGGAGUCGACUUCCCCGAGGAAAUUGUCCGCGUUAAAGAAUCGCGCGAUCGAGAUCGAGAAUGUGCGACCUAUCCUGAAGCAGUCCAGCAGUUGUAAUCGUUAUCACGGCGACGCGCGGGACUCGGGGACGGAUUCGUUCUUGCGGAAAAGGGCGCAAUCCGUGGGUCACGCGCGGUCCGCUAACGGCGAUGAUAGCGUAGAGUCGAUCCGAAUGCUGACCAAGCGAAGAUCUCUCGAGUCCAGUUCGCCGAUCGACGUGUCGCGUGCUCCAACCACUCCACGCCGUUCUUUCAUGACCGACCGGUCCAACGAAGUCAGCUAUACGGCAAACGGCUCCAGCGUAAUUAAAGAAAGUAAACUGUCGUGCGAAGGAACUGGUAAAAGCAAGCAAGGUAAUACAGACGACAUGGACGAGAAGAACAUAGCGGAUUCCCAUAUAUAUUUCGUGAAGAUCGGCGCCGACACGGACGAGCGCGAUGCUGCGAACGUUCUCGCACGGACGACCGAUCAAAGGAAGGCUCUGGAAGAGAAAGGACAACAGGAUACGCAGGACCCUUACGAGGAUCACGCGACUGUUCGUCGCAGCAACAGCGUGUCGAAAAUCACCCAACACUUCAAAGCUCUCCAAGAGAAGGCGAAUGCUUGCGUAGCGGCGGAAAACAAGUCCCGUGCUGCUCCGCAGAGAUCGCGCAGAGAUUGCACGCGUGGCGUGCAACGUUAUCGCGAACGUAAGGCACAAGGCGGCGAGAGGUUCAACACCCAACCGGUGACUUUCCAAGAAGUGCGCCAGGCAGUCUUGCAGAAUCAGCGCAACGCCGCCGGAACGACCGACGACGAUCACGAGCCGUCCAAGCUGAGUUUGGCCGAACGCGUGCAACUUUUCAACCAAAAGAGCGCAACCGCGGAAACCGGCGCAGCGACAGACACUUCCUGUCGGGAAAAACUUACCCAGAGGAGACGAUCGUUUACCCGCUACAAAACUCAGCCUGUGACGUCCGAGGAGGUCGAAGUGGCAUCCCGGAUAUCACCGUUGAAUGUGAUGAAUCAGAUACAAACGUUGCUUGGAGAUUCAAAGGAAUGCCAGAAAACGUCGUACUCGUCGCUCGCAACGACGACGCCUCAGCAUGAUUUACCGAAAAGUAUUCUAAAGUCGUCUGCCAGUUAUACGCCAAACAUACCGCGUGCCAAAAGUCCGGAGUUGCGAGGUAUCAAGUUGAUAAAGUCCGUGCUUAAGAGAGAAUCCGAGGAGUCGGAACAAUCGACGGUCUCGCAAUCGGCCAGCCUCGAGGUCUACCCGCGUUCCAUUUUAAAGAGUAAUCCCCCCUUGCGAUCCAUGCAGACUACGAGUGUCACUGACGCGGCGACAUCGCGAAACGAGAUGAGCGUUCGUGGCACCGAGGGCCAAACUUUCAACAGCGAAACUGUUAUACUACGCGAGAAACUAGACAGUUCUGAUGCAAUCACUGAUAGCAUGAGGCAUAGUUCGCAAAGCCUCUGUAACAUUGAGCAAACAAUCACCUGCAAAGAAGGUGGUACCAUCGCAAACGGAGCUGCAGUGCCUUUACACAAGACUACGAUACCUCGGAAUGAGGAAAUUUUCUUAUCGGAUAAUGUAGAUAAUUGCAGAAUUGAUACAAUUUUGAGUAGCGUAUUGAGAGGACGCGGUGACAAAUGCUGCGAUGACUCUUUGGCGGAUAAACCAAAGCGCAUGCUGGACAACGAUAACAACGACAAUGACAGUGAGAAGAAAGACAACAAAAAGCAGGACAAAGAAGAGGAAGAGAAGAGGAAAGAAGAGUGGAAGGAAGAAGGGGAUGUGGAGAUAGUGCAGAAGGAUGAAGAUGAUAACGACAACGACGAUGAUGAUGACGACGACGACCGUGCGUCGUCGUCUUCCGGUGGUCAGGAGGUACAUGACAUCAUUGCGAGCGAGAAGCACGCUGGCGUUACCUGGUGCUCCACCAGUUCGCUAGCCAAGAGUGUCAGCCAGCAUUCUCUCGGCGACGAGAAGCGAAGGCAGCAACGUGGUGUGCCACUGCCGGGACUGUGUCGCAGCACGACGCAGGUGAUAGAGUCGAUAGAGACGAGCGAGACGCCAAGCGUGAGUAUCGCCGAUCGUCUGGCCGCGCUUCGACACAACGGUAGCACGAACUGGAAGCGACGCGUAGCCGGAGGGAAGAGUGACGAAUCGUGCGGCGAUUCGCCGCUCAGCCCGGAAGAAAGCAUGACGAUUAAGUCGGGCGUGUUGGCCAAUUGUAUGGAGAAACUCGAAUCCGCCGCGGACAACUGGAAGAAUCGGAUUGUCACGCCCGACGCGAUGAACUUCACCGUUGCCGGUAAAAUGAAGGUGACUCGAUCGAAAGGCCCCAGCUCACCGCUCGUCGCGGAAUACUCCACGACGAGUACGCCGAACCAGAAGAAGAAGAUACCGCGGUGGUUCAAAACGAAGAAAGAUAAAGGGUGCAAUAACGGCGCUGUGUCAACACCCACGAGCCCGUGCAAAGAUUUGUCUCCUGCCACGCGCACUAGCUUCUCCGAACCUGUGAGCGAUGAUAGUGAUGAAGAAUGUAAAACGGAGCAGCAUGUCUUAUCGCCGACCGUUUCAGUACCUAAAACGGAUGACGAAACGUUCACCUCUUUCUUCAGUGGUGUUUCGCUGGAGAAGUGCGAAAACGAGUGUCUUAAUCUACAUGAAAGCGACUUCGAUAUAAUCGCACCGCAGUCCGAAUUAUUAGUGUAUAAGCGGAAUAUACGAAUGCAACGUCGACGCGCCGCCUCGAAGAAUCCUCUCAAAGUUCUCGCGGCACGUACUGAUUUGAGAUCGGAAUACACCGAGAUUCGCACAGACAUAGCUACGAGAUCGGUCGCGAUCAUGAACGUAGAGAAACACAUCGCCAAGAGCUCGUCUUUCGCCAUCGAAGCUCUUGCCGGUUUGGCCUCCACCGAAGAUUUCAGCGCGGUGACUCUGAGGAAUGUAUCGGAAACCAGCGUGUCCACGAAUAAAUUGCAACCGUACAAGGAUGUGAUGCUGAUACUGGUUAAAGGAAGACGGCACGUUCAAGCGAGACUGAUCGAACCGGUUGCUGACAGUAUCAACAGCGGUGACAAUUACAUACUUGUGACGAAAUCCGAGGUUUUUAACUACGUAGGGAAAUACAGCAACGUCAUUGAGAAAACUCGCGCCGCUGAGAUCGCGUCGCGUAUUCAACAACACAAGGAUCUCGGUUGCCAAGCGGUCCAAGUUAUCACCAUAAGCGAAGACAAGCCAACCUGUACGAAAGGUCAGGUCCACAAAUUUUGGAAGUAUCUCGGUGUGCCCGACAGCGAGAAACUAAAUGUUAUCGAGGCUGGCCAUCCUGAUGAAGACGAGUUGUACGAGUCCGCUGUUAUCGAAACAAACAUGGUGUACGAGUUGAAAGAUAAUCAGUUGGUGCCGUAUGAAAAGUUCUGGGGUACGCUUCCCAAGAUCGAGAUGCUCAAUAAGAAUAAGAUUCUGGUGUUCGAUUUCGGCACGGAGAUGUACAUCUGGAGCGGCAAUGGAGUCUUGCCCGACAAGAAAAAGAUCGCUACGCGACUCGCUAUGGAAAUGUGGAACGACGGAUACGAUUACACAGAGUGCACCGUUUGUCCGAUCAACGCGGCCCGUAUGAUCGGUGGACGAAGCGGCGGUGAUAUGCAUGCGAAUCCAUCCGCGAAGUCCGCCAAGAACAGACCAGAGUGGUGUCUACUUGCCAAAUUGACGCAACACGUUGAAACGAUACUAUUCCGGGAAAAGUUUCUCGACUGGCCUAACGUUAGCAGUGUGAUAAAGACGCGAGGCCGAAAGGAUGACGCGCGGGGAAUCGACGGUACCGUAACUGUACGCCUGGACGAUAACGAUGACAUGUGGAUGCCAAAUGCUGCUCCAGUCGAUCUGGUUCUAGAAGGCUGCCACUUGGGUAGAGGCACCGGUUGCUACGACAAUGAGUUGAAGAAAGAAUAUGUCGUCGAUACGACGAGCGUGAUGGUGUGGCACAUCGAUGAAUUCUCGCACACGCUUUUGCACGGAUCGUCCAUCGGCCAAUUUUAUUCUGGUGAUAGCUAUAUCGUUCAUUGGACAUAUUCCGUUACGAUUACUGGCAGAGAACUCAGCGGUCUGCCGUCUAAACAUUCGGCAAAAGGCCGCGAUAGAUCCGUGUAUUUCAUUUGGCAGGGUCGAAACGCAUCCUCGAACGAACGAGGUGCCGCGGCACUGUUGGCGAUUGACUUAGAUAGCAAUCGAGGGCCUCAGGUUCGUGUUGUCCAAGGAAACGAACCGGCUGCAUUUUUAAACUUGUUUUCUGGAGGGAUGGUGGUACACAGCGGUAAGAAAUCUGAGAAAAACCAUGAGAAACAGUGGAGAUUAUACAUUUGCCGGGGCACUUUAGAAUCUGAGACAUUUUUGACUGAAAUCCCUUGCAGCACUCGACAAUUAAGAAGUAGAAGUUCUUUCGUAUUGCUAGGCACUGAAAGUGCAAAAGUGUACGUCUGGCAUGGAAACAAUUCACUGCCCCAUAUCAGAGAGAAUGCGAUAAAAGCUGCAAAUAAAUUGAAAGAAAAUCGUCCUGAAGAAGCUGGAUUACUGAACAAUGAUAAUGUACAGAUAUGCGAAGUUCAAGAGGGUCUGGAAUCUGAAGAAUUCAGUAACGCAUUAGGAGGUGUAAACACAAAGUUGUACUGGUCAUUGGAGACUACUAAUAUACGGAAUCAUACUCCAAGACUUUAUCAUUUAUCGAGCAUUUCUAAAAAGUUUGGUGCGACGGAAAUACUUUGUCCGCAUCACGCGGAUCUCGCGACACCGUUCCCUUGCUCGCAGGACGAUUUAUAUCAAGCGAAUCAACCAGCCUUAUUUUUAUUGGACGACAAGAACGAGAUUUGGAUUUGGCAAGGAUGGUGGCCCGACAGUGAAAUGGAGGAUCAGUCCGGAAGCAAAACUGUCAGAUGGCAGGCUGAGAGAAGGGCGGCGAUGACGAUAGCGAUACGAUAUUGGCGAAAGACUCGAAGCGCACAGACGACGAAUCUUCCGAUCUAUCUAGUAUGGGCUGGUUUAGAGCCAUUGCGUUUUAUAAAUCUCUUCCCUGAAUGGACGUAUCGAGACGAUGUCGCCGAGUUAAAUAUAGAGGAUGGCCGGAAUCCAGGAGAAGUAUUAACUGCGGAAGAUGAAUUGGCUCGCUUGACGCAGAGCACGUAUCCACCCGCACAGUUGUUGCAAAGACCUCUACCCGACGGAGUCGAUCCAACGCGUUUGGAGUUGUAUUUAUCCCAGCAACACUUUCAAGAGCUGCUGGGAAUGAGCAAGGAAGAAUUUCAACAGCUUCCAUUCUGGAAGCAAGUGAAUCUCAAGAAAGAAAUGGGACUGUUCUGAUGGGUCGCCUCUGCUGUCGACAUUGCGAUUAAUAACAACUGUCCCUGCAAAAGGUUCGACUCUUCGUUAAUCAUUUCACGACGCCUGCGACUUGAAAACUGGAGAAAGUCUCAGCUGCUGAGCUACUUGUCAAAACUUGUACAUGAAGAACGACCUCGUUCGAGAACCAGCGAAUGCGUUAUCAAUGAUGUAGCGUAACUAAUCGAAGAAUUAAUUAAGGGGAUCCUGGAGUCGUUUGUAUUACCGGCGGAAUCGGUGAUUUUCCUGCAUUUUUCCGGCAUUUUUCAAGAAAAGG
Messenger RNA from Ooceraea biroi (clonal raider ant), 7820 nucleotides. It is a transcript of the gene Svil, whose product is annotated as Supervillin. The record is from RefSeq and is a predicted model, not a curated record. Gene Ontology annotation, biological process: cytoskeleton organization; actin filament severing; barbed-end actin filament capping. Gene Ontology annotation, cellular component: actin cytoskeleton; cytoplasm. Gene Ontology annotation, molecular function: actin filament binding; phosphatidylinositol-4,5-bisphosphate binding. Lineage: Eukaryota; Metazoa; Arthropoda; Insecta; Hymenoptera; Formicidae.